GUUUCUUUCCGUAGCUAUGGAAACGCGGAAUGGCAGCAUCAGCUUCUAUCGGGCGGUCCUCGCCGGAAAGAUAAUGUUAAAUUAACGGCAUCAUAUGAGCAGAGCUUGUUCAAAAUUGUCGCAGCAAUUUGCGUCAUGUGUGAUUACCUCCUAGUUCACGCGAUGCGGUUGACAAACAUAGUCGUUUGAUAGUAAUAUGAAUCUGAGGACAAAGCGCAGGAUAACUCUCUGUACAGCGUGUUGUUUUUUUGUCAUCACCGGAAUAGAAUACGCUGUGAUAUUGCCGUCGUUAUGGAUGUAUCUCAAGAACUGUCUCGAGUCGCCCGACUACGCGAUCGCCGUGGUGAUCUCAGCGUGCUGCCUGACGGGGCUGUUCGUGAGCCCGUUCGUGGGUGUGUGGGCAGACGGGACCCGCAACGUGCGUUCAGUUUUACUGGUUGUCAAUUUGGGACAGUUAGUGGGCAGCCUGCUGUACUGCGCCGGCAUUUCUCAUUGGCUUCUCCUCGUUGCCCGGCUGCUAUCAGGUUUGGGCACAGGAACGGCUGCAGUCAUACUAGCUGAUGCAGCCCGCUCCACAACCGAGAAAGACCGCACUGCCACAUUUGCGCUGCUGGCAGGCUUCCAUGAGCUCGGCAUUAUUGUUGGAUCGGCCUUGCACGUCGUCUUUGAAAAUGAGAACCUCAGCGUGGGAGCACUUCCGCUUGAUCACUACUCCAUUCCUGCACUGCUGAUGGCCUUCCUCUGGCUGCUGAUGGAAGCCUGCUUCUUCCUGGCGUACUUCAACAUGGCCCAGCUUUGCCAUCAGCAGAGACUCGAAGACACCUUGCAAUGCAGUUACUUGGAAGCGAGCCUGGGCAAUGUCUCAGAGUGUGCUCCACCACCCAGUCCAUUCCCCCAGCACCGCGAGCUUCCGCUUGGCUUGGAUCAUGCCGAUAGCAUCAGUUAUUCUGCAGGAGUGCCGUCAUCACACCACCCCUACCACCCUCAUCGAAUGAUUCAGGCUCCUCUAAUGUGCUCGCUGAAUAGCGACCUUGCCAAGAUGCAUCGCAGCCCGCUUAACUUGUCCCUGGACGAAGGCGACCUCUUCAGCGAUGCUAUGAUCGAGACUGCCGAGAGGUUCAUACUGAGCUCGGAGUCUGCCAACCCUGGCGCUGCAUUUAGAAGCACAUUAGGUGCCCCUCCCAGUACAAGUGACAUCGAGCAGUCUGCGACCCACUCGACCUCCGACAAUGCCAAGUCAGAAUCUAUUGUGCCAGAGACGGAGGUUUUGCACAGGUACUGCUCAGAGUAUAUCAGAGAAGAUACUGUUGUGUUGUUGGCAAUAACGUUUCUGGUCACCUACAGUCAAACAGCUCUUCAGGCUGCUCUUUAUCCUCUGGCAAAAGAGUACUACCGAUAUGGAGAGAUGAAAAGCAUUGCAAUAUACCUUGUAUGCGGUGUUGAGGUCCUCCUGGUGUUUGCCGGUAUACGCAUCCUGAGCAGACAGCUUUCAGACCGACUGUUGCUCCUAGUUGGCCUAGUCUUCACUUGUGCGGGAACUUUCCUUUGGCUUGGCUUCAGUUUUGUUGCAAGUCCAGGAAGGUUUAACUCGCUGCCUCUGUUUGUGCUCGGAACUGCCAUUGACCUGUUUGGAAUGCCCAUGCUGACGGUGUGCACGUGUUCUUUGAUAUCCAAGGUCACCAGCAGCAAACACCAAGCUGUUAUGCAGUCACUGUACAUGGGCAUAAUGCAAUUAGGCUGUACGUUGGGACCACUGUGGACGGGAGGUUCCUUGCAGCACAAGAGCAUGCUUUUCGGUGUCCCCUGCGGCCUAUCGGUCCUGUUCACGGUGCUGUUCCUUGCCUCAUUCCCACAACUCGGCCAGCAGCAGUCGACGAACGAGAACGACGAGGAAGCAGAAGAGGGUCAGUGUAGACUAGAGGCCAAGCAAGCAACAAAUGAACAGCACCAGGGCGCCUCUCUUUCAAACGGUGUCAUCGCUGUGGUUGGCUGCUUCCGUUCCAAUGACAGAGAAAGCAAGGAAACAAGUAGAUAAAGUUAGUUCCCUUGUAAUGCAGAGGGUGGUUCCGAUAAGGACAGACUAAGGGGGUGUCCCGACUAUUUUUAGUGUUCAGCGAAAUUUUUAUAUGGGGCGGGAAAAUGUCUCUGUGAUGAUUAAAAAAAAAAAAAUGUCUCUAAAAUGUUCCAAUUCUUACUAUUUUUGCAAUUUUGCAUUUUUGGGAUUUUAUAACGAAAUAAAUAUGUGGUGUAGCUGCAUACUUAUUUUCUUAGUUUACAAGAAACGUUUUGAAGAUUUAUCAGAAGUAUUCUUCAGCUUCAUCACUUUAGCUAAAAUGACCCCCAAAAAGCCUGAUUUCAGGGUCAGUCAUAAGUAGUUGCUCAAUAACCAAAGUAUGGCAAUUUUUCAAAAACAUAAUGUAGGUGACAUAAAUUGAACUUGCCGUGGGCCAAUAGUACUAGUGGUGUAGAAUUACCGAAAAAGAUUUUGGUGGGGUACCAUACAAAAUUUUAGUGGGGUGCAAUGUGUUAAUUUUAGAGUGAUAGGCCCUCGCAUUUGUAAAAUUUGCAAGUCGUUAAAACGCUCUUCCCACCUUUAGUGAAAUAAGAUUUUUUUUUCAAGAAAUCCGUGCUAUGUUUCGCAAAACGAAGGUUGAUUUCCUUCGACAGAGACAUUUUCCCACCUCAUGCAAAAAUUUUGCUGAGAACUAAAAAUAGUCAGGACCCCCCUUAGUCUGUCCUUAUCUGAACACACCCUGUAAUGAACAAGCAAAGUAGUAUCCUUCAGAAACCUUAAAAGAAUAAAAGCCAAUAGAACUUCUACGAACAAAUGGGGUCUUUACUUAGCACUGCAUCACUAAAACAUAGUCUAUAUACAUAGUCUAUAUACAUAGUCUCGAUAA
Molecule: messenger RNA, 2900 nt
Organism: Dermacentor silvarum
Lineage: Eukaryota; Metazoa; Arthropoda; Arachnida; Ixodida; Ixodidae
Exons: 13
Coding region: 197-2035 (612 amino acids)
Biological process (GO): transmembrane transport
Molecular function (GO): transmembrane transporter activity
Source: RefSeq, a predicted model, not a curated record